This is a messenger RNA of Zerene cesonia (dogface butterfly), 2659 nucleotides long. It is a transcript of the gene Dopr1, whose product is annotated as dopamine receptor 1. The transcript is spliced from 6 exons. Gene Ontology annotation, molecular function: G protein-coupled receptor activity. Gene Ontology annotation, biological process: adenylate cyclase-activating adrenergic receptor signaling pathway. The record is from RefSeq and is a predicted model, not a curated record. Lineage: Eukaryota; Metazoa; Arthropoda; Insecta; Lepidoptera; Pieridae. The coding region runs from base 200 to 1183 and encodes 327 amino acids. Gene Ontology annotation, cellular component: membrane.
CGAGACAACCGUUGAAUAUGAAGAUGCUGAAGAUCCGGACGCGGUGACUCUCCUCUCUAUUCUAGUUGUCGGCAUUUUCCUGUCUCUCCUCAUAUUCGUGAGUGCGGCUGGCAACAUCCUGGUCUGCAUAGCGAUUUACACAGACCGUGGGUUGAGAAGGAUCGGCAAUCUGUUUCUGGCAUCGCUGGCAAUCGCGGACAUGUUAGUGGCCGCUGCUGUUAUGACAUUUGCUGGUGUCAAUGACUUACUGGGGUACUGGGUGUUUGGUGAACAGUUCUGCGAUACAUGGGUAGCCUGUGACGUCAUGUGUUCCACAGCUUCCAUCCUCAACCUGUGCGCCAUUUCACUGGACAGAUACAUUCAUAUUAAGGAUCCAUUGAGAUACGGUCGCUGGGUGACUCGCAAGGUCGCCAUAGUAACGAUAGCGCUGAUCUGGCUUCUCGCGGUCAUGGUCAGCUUCCUGCCCAUAUCCCUCGGGCUCCACCGGCCGCCGGAGGAGACGGUGACCACGGAGCGACCGCCGCGCUACCCCACGUGUGCUCUGGUACUAACACCAACGUAUGCGGUGGUGUCCAGUUGCAUAUCUUUCAUAUUGCCAUGUAUCGUCAUGAUCAGUAUAUAUUGCAGAUUAUACUGCUACGCCCAAAAGCACGUGAAAUCCAUCCGGGCGGUUACGCGGACGGUCCAGCUGCCGGACAACCGGACCAAGUCGGUCCGGACGCGCGUCCACACGCACGUCCACUCGUCUCCCUACCACGUGUCCGACCAUAAGGCCGCGAUCACGGUGGGCAUUAUCAUGGGCGUGUUCUUGCUUUGCUGGGUGCCUUUCUUCUGUGUGAACAUCGUGGCUGCAUUUUGCAAGACGUGUAUACCAGAUCUUGCAUUCAAAAUUCUCACAUGGCUCGGCUACUCGAAUUCAGCUUUUAACCCGAUAAUAUACUCCAUAUUUAACACGGAAUUCCGUGAGGCGUUCAAAAAGAUUCUCACUUCAAAAUACCCUCCCUGCUGCGGGUACCAGACAGUACGAGCGAAUACGCCAACGAGGAAUGACAAUUUCGUCACGGAUUACGGGACUAAGACGCUGGUGGUCAGAAGAAGUGGGUCCUUGGGUUUAUCUGGAGUGGAUCCAACGCCUCGGUCGUCAGCGGAGUCGGUAAGGCCACUUCGGGAUUAUCACAUUUGACAAGAAGACGGGAGUAGCAAUAACGGGCUACUCGAUAAAAGCGACGUGGUUUGAAUGGGUUACUAAGAAAUCGUAGUGAAAGCGAGCCCAUGUUUUGCUGUUCGUGUUUUUGUUUUUUGUAGCCAAGUUACUGUCUAUGUUUUAAAAACUUAUUUGUAGAUAACCCUUAGCAAAAUCCGUGAAGCUUUGGUAUUUCGAUAAUAAUAAGAUAUUUAUUUUUCCCCUGAAUAAUACAUUAGUUUUUGAACCUUCUUGAUAAAUGAUCGUUAUAUUACAAUACGCUGACAUUGAAACUGAGAGUAUCUCCCCGCAUUAUUUCUUCUAAGUUAUUUCUAUUAGUAAAGAUAUGACGUAUGAAAGGACAGAAACGUCUUAAGAUGUUAUUCAGUUGUCCAAGUGAUUGAUUACCUUUAACAAAGAAAAAGAAGUGGUUUCUCUAGAGAUUAUGUGAAAACCUCGAUCAGUAAGAUCCCGACCGUUUCAAUCAUUCAUCAGUCAGCUAAACCUAUGUGUGAUGUUUAUGCCCUUUGAUACGAAGGAAUAGCAUUUUAAAUUUAAAGCGUAAUAAAAUAUUGGAACCGUUUAUUACCAAGUUUAGUGUCUAGUUUUAUGCAAUUUACUAACCAUUACUAUUGGAAUAGGGAAUUAAACUUUAUAGCUUACCAUGAACAGGCAUAACUAUAACUAUCCAGACUAGAUUUAUGUCUAAUAACUUAUAAAAAACGAGGCAGGCAACGACGGCAUCUAGAAGUCUUGGGUUCGUUUUCCUGUAGGUAAGAAGGAAAAAACAUACUCAGUAUGAAAGGAAACGGAUCUGCGAAGAAAAUAAAUCACUGAAACAGAUGUAUAGCGUCUGUCCCAUACCCCAAAAGGGGUAACGGGUCUUCCCACACCAUUAUCUAACAUUAAAACAAUAAUAUAAUAAAUAUUUCACAUUAAAAGGAAUAGUGUUUCUAUUGGUUAAAACUUAAACAUUCUUGUGACAUGAUAUAUUGUAAAAUUACAUUGAUCUAAGAUAUUUUUUUUUUCAUAUAAACAAAAUGUGGGCUAGCUUUCAUAAAAUAAGAUAUUCUUAUUGAUAUUAACUACGCGUUUACUAAAAAUUAAUUAAGAAUACAUAUGUAUAAAAUAGAAAAGCCAUAAAGGUUCGCGCAUAUUUGAACUUCUAAGUCUCCUUCCUACCUUUUAUGUUAUGGUAGUUGAUCUAUCCAUAACCAAUCCGUGUUUAUAUUAUACCUAUUUAUAUGAUAUUAUUUUACACAAAUACCAGUUUGUUUUUUACUCACCAACAUUAGAUUUAAUCUAUUUAUUGGUACUUGCUUGGUAUGCAAUUACACUGCUAUUACGAAUAUACUUAUUUCAUUAUGUAAUAUGUUGCAAGUACCUAGUAUGCGCAAAUCUUUAAUAGUACAAACAUUAAUUUAAAAAAGUAAGAAAUUUAAUUAUGGUCACUAUUAUUAGAUAAGAAAAUAUAUA